Messenger RNA from Talpa occidentalis (Iberian mole), 11639 nucleotides. RefSeq names its product nucleosome assembly protein 1 like 1 (gene NAP1L1). Gene Ontology annotation, molecular function: chromatin binding; histone binding. The record is from RefSeq and is a predicted model, not a curated record. Lineage: Eukaryota; Metazoa; Chordata; Mammalia; Eulipotyphla; Talpidae. Gene Ontology annotation, cellular component: nucleus; chromatin. The transcript is spliced from 15 exons. Bases 79 to 1497 code for a protein of 472 amino acids. Gene Ontology annotation, biological process: nucleosome assembly.
UUUGAACAGUGCCUGUCCCCAUGAUGUCUCCAACAUCACCUUGUAGACUCACAUGCAUGUGGCCAAAGGACCAACUUAAUGUUUUCUAAAGGGCACAGAGAACUAUAUAGUGGGUGCCUUUCCUCUUUCGUGUCUGUCUUGGUCAUUUUGGCAGUUCCAGCCGAAAGGAGCAGUGGCCCAUUUUAUUACUUAAUUUCCCUAUAUUGUUGGCAGGUGACAUUUGUUAACUUCCCAAAAUACAUUCAAAACAGUCCUUUUGUUGCAAAAUGGGCUAAAAGAGGCAAAAUCUGUUUGACUUUUCAAGAUAUUUGGAGUUCUUACAACAUGGCAGACAUUGACAACAAAGAACAGUCUGAACUUGAUCAAGAUUUGGAUGAUGUUGAAGAAGUAGAAGAAGAAGAAACUGGUGAAGAAACAAAAAUCAAAGCGCGUCAGCUGACUGUUCAGAUGAUGCAAAAUCCUCAGAUUCUUGCAGCCCUUCAAGAAAGACUUGAUGGUCUGGUAGAAACACCAACAGGAUACAUUGAAAGCUUGCCUAGGGUAGUUAAAAGACGAGUGAAUGCUCUCAAAAAUCUUCAAGUUAAAUGUGCACAAAUAGAGGCCAAAUUCUAUGAGGAAGUUCAUGAUCUUGAAAGAAAGUAUGCUGUUCUUUAUCAGCCUCUAUUUGAUAAGCGAUUUGAGAUCAUUAAUGCAAUUUAUGAACCUACGGAAGAAGAAUGUGAAUGGAAACCAGAUGAGGAAGAUGAAAUUUCGGAGAUGAAAGAAAAGGCCAAGCUCGAAGAUGAGAAAAAAGAUGAAGAAAAAGAAGACCCCAAGGGAAUUCCUGAAUUUUGGUUGACUGUUUUUAAGAAUGUUGACUUGCUCAGUGAUAUGGUUCAGGAACAUGAUGAACCUAUUCUGAAGCACUUGAAAGAUAUUAAAGUGAAGUUCUCAGAUGCUGGCCAGCCUAUGAGUUUUGUAUUAGAAUUUCACUUUGAACCCAAUGAAUAUUUCACAAAUGAAGUAUUAACGAAGACAUACCGGAUGAGGUCAGAACCAGAUGAUUCUGACCCCUUUUCUUUUGAUGGACCAGAAAUUAUGGGUUGUACAGGGUGCCAGAUAGAUUGGAAAAAAGGAAAGAAUGUCACUUUGAAAACCAUUAAGAAGAAACAGAAACACAAGGGUCGCGGGACAGUUCGUACAGUGACCAAAACAGUUUCCAAUGAUUCUUUCUUUAAUUUUUUUGCCCCUCCUGAAGUUCCUGAGAGUGGAGAUCUGGAUGAUGAUGCUGAAGCUAUCCUUGCUGCAGACUUUGAAAUUGGUCACUUUUUACGUGAGCGUAUAAUCCCAAGAUCAGUGUUAUACUUUACUGGAGAAGCUAUUGAAGAUGAUGAUGAUGAUUAUGAUGAAGAAGGUGAAGAAGCGGAUGAGGAAGGGGAAGAGGAAGGAGAUGAGGAAAAUGAUCCAGACUAUGACUCAAAGAAGGAUCAAAACCCAGCAGAGUGCAAGCAGCAGUGAAGCAGGAUGUGUGUGACCUUGAGGAUAACCUGCACUGUAAUAGCCUAAACACAACUAUUAUUUACUUACAGCCUUAUGUUUUUGUAUUGGUAGACUCAGUCCUUUUUUUUUUUUAUUAUUUUUUUUUAAAGAAAGGAACGGACAUUUGAAGACCAAUUUGUUCUACUUAGCAUUUUAACUAUAGUUCUUCUGCCAGAUAUGUUGAAGGCACAAAUUCUCUCACGCAUGUUCAUUCAUUGCUACAUAGUUUGGUUCUUCUGGAGUAUUUCUAUCAUGUAGCUCUUAGAUUACAGUUACAGAAGUGAACAAAAUUGUUAAACAGAUUUUUGCUUUACUGAUUUUUUUCCUGAAGAACCAAAGUUUUUUUUCAGCUGGUAGUUGAAUGGAUUUAAGUUUGCUUGCAUUAGCUGUGCCUUUCAUUAUUUUGUUAUAGAAAUCUGUGACUUAUAAGACUAUUUGUAAUUAAAGGAGAAAACUUGGCCAAGAGAAGUAAUAUGGUUAAGAAUUUCCAGUAAGACCAUACCCAAUAACUUAGAUUGUUACUGGUUUUUGUGUUUUAGGUAGUAUGUUUAACUGCAAGAAACCUAACUUAUUGUUUUGUUAUUGGUUACCACAGGGAGGUGAAUAAAACAUAGUAUUUUCAGAAGUUAACCUCAUUAUUUUAAGUGUACUUUAAAUUUAACCUCCAUUAACUAAGCAUCUUUUCUUUGUGGUAGGGUCUUCCUUCUGCUUCCCUGGAAAGGAUGAAUUUUCAGCUUUUGACAAGCCCAUUUCAAGUUUUUGUUGUUGUUUGUGUGUUUGCUUGUUUGUUUUUUGCAGCCUAAAAUAAAAAUGUCAAAUAUAAUUUUAGUUCUCAUCAGAUAAUGUCUUAAUUUUGUACUAAUUCAGGUAGAAGCAGAACCUUGCUUGAAUUAACUUUGUACCCAGUUUACCAUAUUAUUGAAGAAAUGGGUGCCAUUAAGAGGUUUAACACCCAAAGAAAGUAUAUUAAAAAAAAAAAAAAAGACAAAACCUUAAAUCAUACAGUGUUUUAUUACGAGAAAGGUUAAUUUUUUUGUUUGUUUUUUUUUUUUUUUUUUUUUUUUUUUUGUUAGAACCAGACAGAAGGCACCAAACCUCUAUGGUUAAAUCCAAUUCUCAUUGCUUAAAGUAUGAGUAUGUCAUUUACCCAUGCUUCUAUUUACUUUGUAUUAAAAUGGGUAGUACUGUUUACUUAAACUACCUCACAGAUAUGUUAAGACAUAUUAAGUUAAAUUUUUCAUUAAAAGCUCAAAAAAUUUGACCUAUUUGUGUCACAAGUUUGAUAAUUCAGAAUUUUAUUCGUACCAGGAUUUGAUAAAUUAAACGGAAAAACAAAGGUUAAGUACCUCUAUUCUGGAUAUGGCUAGGCAACACUUGCCGAGAUUGUGUGGCUCCUACUUUAAUAGAAGUAGAUAAAUGAGCAACUGUUUCAGAAGGUCCAGUGAUUGUUUUCAUAUACUGUAGCUACAGCCAUAUUGUAGUAAAUACUGCAAAGAUCAUGGGACUAAAUAAGAUAAUUUUUUGGAAGAAAAAUUUGCCAUUUAAAUUUGAGACUGUAGAGUCAUAUUUAAAAUACCUCAGGCUAAUUACUGUUAAUUUUUUGUGAUAAACUUAAAAAUUUUGACAGUGAGGGUACAGUAACUAGAUUGUAAUUACAGGACAGUCUAGAGUUCUACUAAUAAAAUUACAUUGGGUUCAUUUUUAGAGGUAAGAGUUUCCUUUUUGAAAAUCUAGUCUUGGAAUGUGAAUGCGUUUUUGUUCAUUGUAUAGCACUGUCCCGUUUCUCCCAAGAUUUUUAACUACUGGAAAUCCUUAACCAACCAAUAGUUUGUAGGGGGGAAAAAAUGCCAUGAAAACACCAUAUGUUUUUCCUUUUUUAUUUGUCAAAAUGAUUUUGGUUGUUUUUAGUUAGACAUCUUACGCUGACUUUGUUUUGGUACCCAUAACUCAUCCGAACACAGCUUUUUCUGAACUUCCAAAUUUUUAAUCUAAAGAUAGAAUCCCAUUUUUAAUGAGAAAGAAGUAGCAAAACCAUAACUUUCCCCCCAUUUCUUUAGGAAAUAGCUAUUGCCAAAGUGAAGGGGUAGAUACUAUUUUGUUUUGUUAUACAUGUGGGGGAUUUGGUUUGCAGAGGAGUUGUUUUCUUAAUAAAGUUGGCGUUCCAAAGGAUAUCAGUGUUCAUAUAUGCCAUUUCUCCAGUUCCAAAAUGGUUCUAUUCCAUUUUAGAAAUUUGAAAUAUGUAACUUGAAAUCCUUAAUAAAAUUUGCAUUUAAUUUUAUAAAAACGUACUGGUGAUAUUUUGGGGUUUUUUGUUUUUGUUUUUUAAUGAGCAUAUAAGUACUUUUUUGUGGGGAAGAACAGGUGUUUAGAAAUAGGAUAUUCUGUGCUUGGGCCAGUACAGCAUGUAAAUUUGUAUAAUUUUAAGGGCAAACUCUUAAAUCCUUUUUUAUAAGUAGGAAAACUGGGAUGAAAAGGAAUUCUUGAGUUCCUACAGAUUGUUCUCAGUUAACUUAACAGACAUUAUUGAGACAUUUCAGAUUUUGUCUUUACAAUCUCAGAUUAUAAAUUGCUGCAGCCCAAGUAGUUUUCCCUUUAGAAAUGGUAAAAUUCCAUAAAAUCACCUGUAAAUUAAUACUUUGAUCAAGCAAAAUUAUGUCAUUUUAUGGUCACUUAAGUAUGGCAAACAACAGCUAUAUAAACUAGUUUUAACAUGGAUGUCUGAAAGUUUAAUAUCUGAAUUCUUUUAGUUAGUAUUUCUGUGACAUGAAAAUACUUCAGUUGUGUGGAAUUGACUAAAAUGGGAUUCUACCUCUUUCCUUUUUAGAUCGUUUAGUAACCAGUAAAUCUGGAGACGUUAGCUUCAAAAGAAAUAUUUUUAUUCUGUGAAUAGGUUAAUGAUAUUGAUUGGUGUAUGAUAAGGGCCCUUAAGAUAACACUGUUUAUGUUCACUGCUGCUUGUAAUACAGUAGUAUGAGUUUGUGAGUUUAUCUGAGUUGUAGGCCCAUUCUCAUUUUAAAAAUGAUAAUUCGCAUUAGUGUUUGUGAAAACCUUAUAGCACCGUGCAGAUAUACUAACCUAUUUAAUAUUCAAAUAUUCUUUGAACGCUUGGUUUAGAAUCUGAGUCCAUUUUUUAUUGGUUAGUCUUAUAAAAAUCUUAGCCUUUAUAUUUUUGACUAUUUAAAUCAAGCAAAAUGUAUUUUAAAUGUACAGAAUAAAUGGAUAGCUUAGAAGCAUAUAAAUGUUCUAUCUCCAUAGUUUAUUUAGGAAAGAAAUCAUGCUAAUUCAGUUUUUUCUUUUAAUCUCCACUGUAUAUAUAGUUGGUAAUUGUGAACUGGAUUUUAUUUUGAAAAUAAGUGUUCUUAAUUUAGAUAAUUUGCUACUUUAAAGCACUAAAUCUAAUAGCUGAAAAGUAUAUGUAAAUGAUGGUGGAAUUAACUGAGAUUAACUUAUAGAUGUAUACUGGUGGUUUUUGUAUACUGGUUUAAAAAUCCAGAUAUUAAACUAUAACCUGCUUAAAAGCCAAGUUCUUGGACUGAUGAAGGCUCAUCUAUAUGACUUCAGAGAAACGUCUCGCUGGAAUGUGAAAUUAUUUUAAGGGUUGAGUAUUUAAGAGAAAUUUUAAUUGAUUUGUUCUGUUACUAUUUUUUUAAAGUAUUUUAUUUGACAUCACUACUUUUGAAUUUUUCAUUAAAAAUUGAUAUAUUGACCAUUCUUAGGUAUAAAAUGAGAAAUAGAGCCUAAAAAUUUAGAAAUAUAAAUUGCUACCCAGAAGUAAGUUGUCCACAUACUAAGUUUUCAUGUUGAAAAUUGAGAGUAGCUUUUGUAGAUAACUUCUCUGUUUUGGAUUUUAUUAUUUUGAAACUCAAUUUUGCUUUAAAUAAAGACAGUACUUUUAGUUUUUCAUGUAUCUUAGCCAUAAAAUAGGAAGAAGGAAUUUGGGGGAUAAGAGAGCAAAAAGACAAGUAUCAGCAUUUGACAGAUACAGUAACAAGAGUAAAGUGAUAGUAUUCAUAAUUUUAUUCAUGAUGAAAUUAGGCAGUUGUGACUCUAAUAAACUCAUAGAUGGUAGAAGAGUUUUUGCCAUAAUGCGCCGAAGUUGUUGGAAAGGUCUUAGUUGGGAUUUCAGGGAUGACUAGGAAUUGUGAAGUGAGGGAUGGGAGUAGAAAGCAGUUCAGAUGAAGGUGCUGAAUGAAAUAGGACAACUUGGCACAACAUGAUUAUAGAAUGACUUAAAAAGCAUUUGAAGACAUUGUAAACCACCUAUUUAUAGGAUACCUCAAGUGAGGGUGACCUCUCAAUGAAGAUAAUUUUCAAACUAAGGAUAGACAAAGCCAUUUGAAAAUAAGACCACUUGAGGUAGUGGUCUCAGGGCUAGUUAGAAAUUAGGUAAAGUAUUUUAGCUUUAUCAAAAUAAGGGGUGAAUUUUUAAAAUAAUGAGUUCAAAGUUACAUGUAAUGAAUCCUUUAAAAGUCAGAUUAUUUUUUUUCCCACAGUGAUCCUUUAUCCAUACUGCCACUUUUCUCUGAAAGUAUAAUAGUUGAAAGAAUUCUACGUUGCAUACUCAAAUCACGAUUUAUAUUUUGCUAGUAGCUCUGUAUUUUCAUGUGUAUACACAUUCCUUGUAAACUGACAUUUGCAGAUAGUGUUCUGUUUAAAUGCCUACACACACACACACACAGCAACUCCCCUUGCUGUUUUUCCACUAUGAAGACAUUCUUACAGGAUCACAAUACAGUUAAAUCUAAACCAUGAAAUCUCAACCCAUUUAAUGAUUAAGUCACCCUGGAUUUGACCAGAGUUUCCCUUUUCAAGCUGGUUUCUAUGUACUUUUGUUGUGUCUUGACUUAUUUGAGCUCUUAUAUAACCUGUAGCUCAAACAUUUUCUCGUCUCAGACUUUCUUCUUUUGAUCCCAAUACUGAAAUUGGCUUUUUAAGGAUUCCUUUAGAUAGGGAAUGGUAUUUAGAAACCAAGUGCAGGGUGUUCCUGGGAUAUAACCUUGUUUCAAAUCUUUUCAGGUGACACAAUUGGGAGGUACAUUGAAAACAUUACCUAGAGGUGGAUGCAACACAAUAUGAUUUUUCUUAGCCUUACCCCACUUUUGUGUUGUAACUCUAUAAAGUAGGUGGAGUUUGAUCUAACUUGGAAUUGUAGAUGGGGUUGCGCUUGAAGGAACAAACCAUGAAUGAAAAUGGAAAAGAUAAAAUUUUAAUGAAUGUGAGAAAGUAGUCCACAUUAUCAGGUAGCAUAAUGGUAAAACCAUAGUUUUCCUUGUUUUGAUGUCUAGCUUAAUAAGAACACAGUUCCUGAGAUACUUUGAGAUUAUUUGAUAGAAAUGUGUCUUGUAAACAUGAGAACCUAGAAUUUGUGGUUGGGGUCAACUGAAAUGAUUUUGGUGGUUUCAGAGCUCUAGGCAGAGUUUUGUUUUUGUUUCUAAAGCAUAACUCCUGGUAAAGACGUGUUAGGAACAUCAUUACUGGUAAACAAAGUCUGUGGACCCCUAUCUCAAAAGUUUGUGGUGUGCACUUGGCUAAAAUCAAACUAGAUUUCAUAAAAUGAUUGUUUCCAUUUGCUGAUUUACUUACUACUUUCGUCUUUGGCUGAAUCUGUGAUCUGGGCUAAAAAAGUGUAAUUGUAUUUAGAUGUCCCAUGUUUCAAAAAACCCAGGUUGUCAUUAUUUAGUCAGUCCUCUUCAGCCCUAAUAGUUACCUGGAGCCCUGGACAUUGGAAUGGACAGUCCUGGGGGUGGAUAAUGAGAGAUGGUGUCUGUCUUGAGAACACAUGAUUUUAAAUUUGGAUUUGGCCACUCUAUGUAUCAAAACUUAAGGCUGGAUUUCUUGUUUUUGCUGUUCUGUUGACUUGGUGAAUGGACCUAAAACCUUUAGAUUAACUUGGACAUCAACAUCCCAGCUUAUCCAACCUGCAUUUGUACCUGCACAAUGUUUCAGCGUGGCUCAACUAGGCUGUUUUUACUCCCUGCCAUCUGGACUUUGUGUGUAUAUCAUAAUACUUCAACAUAGGAUUCAUUUCUGUUAAAUGAAUAUCUACUCCUUUUGCAAAUACACUUCACUUCUGAACUGGGUUUACCAGUUCAAAUACUCAAGGGAUUUUUGCUCACUAUUGGAUUUCCUAAGUUUUAGUACUGACUGGGUCUGGAAGAUGAAGUAUUAAGCAAAUUUUUGCAUGCAUAGCUCAAUUAGUUUGAGCACUUCCUAGUGUAUUACCUAUGCAUAAUACUGUAUAGGAACAUGUAGAAAGGUAAGUGAUUUCUAUGUGAAGAUAAUUCAAGGUCCCUUGUAGUUACAUUCAUACAUCCUGAGUCACAGUGAAAAAAACCAAUAAAUACUGGAUUGUGCACGGUGUAAAUUCAAUGGGAGUAUGAGAAUAUGGGGAAUAUCAAUAGUUAACUCAUUGCAUACAAAACUAACAAAUGAUUUUGCUGGCUCUUAGAGGAUAAUUCUUUUCUCCUGUACUGAGCAUCAGCACGGUCAGCCUUUAAGAUGAGGGAUAGGAAUCAUCUGAAGGCUCUUAGGCGCAGAUGUUUGGUUCUGGAUGAGACCUCAGCUGGGUUGUAGUCAGAAUUAUUUGACAUACCUAAUUGCAAUGGUGGCCGAGUUCCAAGAGCUUGUCAAGCAGUUGUAUCCUUUUUGUGACCUACCCUGAGAAAUUACUGUAUUGACUAGCACUAGUCAGAAAACCCCAAGUUUAACGGCAGUGGACUAUAUCCCAAUUUUGAAAGAGUGGAACUAGGAUAUUGUAGUGGCUACAAGUUACCUUUUUUAUUUAUUUAUUUAUUUUUGUGAUACAGUUAGCUACAGUGGUCUUCCAAAAUGACCAGAAGUACCAGGAAAGGUUAAAUUAAAUGCCUGUUGGAGAAAUAAUGACUACCAUAUUGGAAUCUUACUUGGAGAUACUUGGACAAUUGAGAUUCCUAGAUGUGUGGGUAAUUAGUUCACUUCUGAAAAAAAAAAAAAAGUCAAGUUUGGCAAAGUUUAUAAGCCGACCACAAAGUAUAGUUUACUUUAACGGUUACAGUGAAUUCAGAGGGAAAAAAAUCUACACAGUAAAUCUUAUGUAAGACCAAAGAUGUCUGUUUAAGAUAAUGGAAGUUUAAGAUCUUACACUUAUCCCCCCUUUUCAUAUAACAAUGGAAGUUAGGUAUGUUUACUAUCAAGGAUACAUCAUUGAUUUGUGAUGAAACUGGUAUUUGAUGUCAGUUUCUUUGGCCUCUGCCUCUACUCCUACCUCCUCUGAGAGACCUGCGUUGGCUUCCUUGCCGAUAACCUUGUGCACACAUCUGAUGAUCGGUGAAAUAACUUUAAGCUGGAAAUUAAAGAAUAUUAGAGGCCAGUGUUAAUGUGGACUUACUUUGAAAUAGCCAUUCAGGCAUUCAUAACCUCACGAAGUUUGCAUCUGCAUUGACUGACAAGCUAAAUAGUAUGUGGCUUAAAUAGUCUUUUUCUUUGUUUAAGUGUAGACUCUGGGACUGGUGUGGGAACAACAGUGGGGGUGUAGGCCAGAGGUGGGGGGAAGGUGAGAGGAUUCACCAAAGACAGUGGGGAGCAAAAGGAUCAACUGAAACACUGCUGAAGGGAGCAGUGGGCAAGACAGCAGAGGUCUGUACCAUGUGGGUUAGCUCCCUGGCCAGGGAUCAAACUCUGUAGUGGCUGCAGAUAGCUUCAUAGUGCUGAGACUUAACCCCUUCCACCACCAGGCAGGCCAGACACUGCUUCAAUUUUUAAAGUUGUAUUAGUGUCUUAAAUGCGUGCUGCACCUCUGUCAUGUCCAGGUUCAAGGUUGCACCUGAGGCUGAAGCAGGUGAGACUCCUGGCCUCCAUCCAUCUUUAAUGAAGAGCCUGGAGUUUGUCCUUAAAAACACCAAGGCUGGUAAAUACAUCAGACCUAGACACAGAAGCUGUGUUUGUUAGGGAUUGGGAGAGUGCGCACUGGCCAUCUAUACUGAAGAACCUCGAAUUUGGAAAUGGUUUCAUCAAAAAUAACCUAAAGCACGCAAAGCAAAUACUACAUUUCAGAAAUUUAAAAGCCCUGGAAAGGUAAUUUAGGAAUACAGCCCCAAAGGGUGUUUAGUCAGCCUUCAUCCAAGGCUUUCACGGUAUAAUACCUUUCCCAGAAUGAACUGUAAAUAGAAAAGAACAAGUUUCUGAUCCAUCAAAGCAUGCUAAUUUUAAGUAAAUAAUGAUUUAGUUAAGCACAUAGUUGGUAUUUAUGAAUUGUGGCAUGUUGUCUAUAACGGGGAUUUGCGUUUUCUGGUAGCUUUGGUGGCAAUGUGAAAGCUUGCCAUGAAAAUAUUUCCUGUGUUCUAUUUCUGGUAAAAAUGUCCCUUCACCUUGAUGGGUCUGGCUAUUCCUAAAGAAUAUUUUAUUCCUUUUACUCUUACCUUCCAGUUGUCCGUCAUCUGUGAUACACCCUCCAUUGUCCAAUUACUUAACUUAGAAGCCUAAGUUCUCCAUUUGCACCACCCAAGCAAGCUUAUACCACCUUUACCCUUCAUCCAAUUUUUUAAAUUAAGUAUGCAUACAAGAGCUGGGGCACAGGCCGGAUGUGUUGGGGGUGAGAGGUUCACCAGAGACAGUGGGGAACAGAACAGGCAGAUCCACUGAAGUACACUGCUGAGGGGAGCAGCAGGCGAGCCAGGAGGGGUGUGAUGUGCCAUGUGACUUGCUCCCUGGCUGGCGGGGGAUUGAACUUGUGCUGAAGUGGCUGCGGAUUGCUUCAUAGGCUGCGUCUUAAUCCCUGCGCCUCCAGGGAGGCCCCUUCAUCCAAUUUUUGAAAGGAAUUGUUUGCACUUUGUUUUCUAAAAAAGGAUCUUUGCUCAUUUACUGAAAUUUUCUUUUUUUACAGAUACCAACAAUGAUCAAGUGGAAUAUAUGUUCAGACUAGAUUAUCUUGUAAUAUGUUUUAUUGGAAAGAAGAUUGUAAAAGGGAAUCACCCUUGCCCAAGUGGUUAUCAACCAGUUGUUUUGAGUUAACAGGAGCAUUUACCUAGUUUGAGAAGUAUAUCUAGGAAAGACCACGUCAGCUUUUGAUGGAGGGCUGUUCUGCCAGGGGAAUGAUCAUAAGUUUAGUACUUCUGUCAAUCACUAUUAAUACCUGAUGAUUCUGCCACCCCCAAGACCUAGAAAUCAAGAGUACCAAUAUAUUUGUAGCUGUUAACGUGACAGCAUUGUAUUGGUUCUUAGUUUCUUUUACCUUCUCCUUGGUCAUCACCUACAUACAGAUGAUGUAUUCUCGCCUAUAUUAUGAAUUUAUUGCAGAAAUAAGUCCCUGCUUCACUCAUUUCUCACUUCUAAGUUAAUAUUAAGUAUACUCUAAUCUCAGUUACUAUUACACAUCCUCAAAAUGUUUAUAUGAGGCCUGUCUUAUAGAACUGAAGCCUUAUUAAUACAUUUCCAGCCAGAACUCAAACUAGUUAUCAGUCAGCACUUAGCCUCCUGUCAUGAUCUGUUCAACUGCUAGGCACAUUGAUGAAAAUACUGCCACUGAAGAUCUGUUAAUGAUCAGACAAUGCUGGAAUAUGAUUAGGAAUGAAUUAACUCAGCCAAAAGAAGCGCAAGAGGUAGGAUUUGGUGAAGCGAAUAGUGAGUGUUGGGGGGCUCAUUUAAAAGUUUGAAUUGUGCAGGCAAGUAGGCUUAUUGUGUGAGAGCUCUCCCUGCAAGGUAAGGAGUUAGAAUGUUAGAUAAUGAGGUGAUUGAAAGUUUUCUCAUUUCAGGAAUAGGGCUGGUGCAAGGCACAAUAAGAUUGUAUGGAUUCAGGUGGUUAGGCUAUCAGAAAAUGCUCAGUGGGAGGAGUGAGGGUCUACAUUGGAAUAUAUCGAAAUGGGAUGAACACAGAGCUGAUUACUUAAAACAUGGGUUAUAGUUUAAAAACAUGAGCAUGACAUUAGACUUCUCUUAACUGUUACUCAGGUUGGUCACUAGGUGGCAGCAGUUCAUCAGGAAGCAGGGUGACCUAGCUAAAAGAAUCCUGGAGAGUUUGGACUUGAUUUUACUGUGUGUUGUAAGUCCUGUAAUCCAGUUGUAAAUGAAAGUAAACAUUCUUUAGCAACAUUUUCAAGUUCUUUUCAGUGCCUAUGCCAGUAUUGACUAAUGGACUUGUAAACUAG